Molecule: messenger RNA, 2987 nt
Organism: Portunus trituberculatus (swimming crab)
Lineage: Eukaryota; Metazoa; Arthropoda; Malacostraca; Decapoda; Portunidae
Product: protein bowel-like
Exons: 5
Coding region: 258-2054 (598 amino acids)
Biological process (GO): embryo development; regulation of transcription by RNA polymerase II
Cellular component (GO): nucleus
Molecular function (GO): RNA polymerase II transcription regulatory region sequence-specific DNA binding; DNA-binding transcription factor activity, RNA polymerase II-specific
Source: RefSeq, a predicted model, not a curated record
CGCCUCUCAGUGUGAGAUGGUUCACCGUGAUGCGCGCUAGUUUACGCCCGCCUCUCGCUGUGCUCUGCCAGGAUGUACUCCUAUAACCUCUCCUAUUUGACCUGCAUCCAUUAGUUGCCUGUGGUGUUGCUUAGUGGUGUGGUGACGUGUGAAGACGUGGAAUAGUAGUGAGUGAAGUCAGUGCGGAGGUGGAUAUUGUGGUGGCUGGAGGACGCAUAAUAACAGGAAGACGUGGCCUUUGAGAACAUCCUUAGGUCAUGUCUGGCGGGUCAGGCAGCGUCCCAGGGGUGCCUCCCGCGCCCUCCGUGUUUUCUUCUUUCGUGGGCGCGGGCGUGGGCGGGCCAAUGUAUCCAGGAACCCACGGCACCCACUCCGGCCCACACUACUCCCAACACCCACGCCUACACCCACAGCUAUCCGUGCUACACCAGGUUAACUCCGAGGCGGCGCCUUCCGCCUUCCACCCCGUGGUAUCCCGGGGUGCCCGCCGCCUCCAUGACGUGGCCAGCCCGGAACGUGAGGCGCGCUCGGAAGACCCUGGCGGUUCGCAGCUGCAGGGGGGUCCGGGCCGUAUGGGCGAGAUUCCAGGCCACGUCCUGCCUCUGGGUCACUCAAUGCCUCCCCUGGGCGUGCCCACGUUAGGGAUAAAUAACCCCCUGCUGCCGGGCAUCUUCGACAGGAGGCUGCUCAGAGUGUCUGGUCGGGCGGCGCGGCCCAAGAAACAGUUCAUCUGCAAGUAUUGCUCGCGUCACUUCACCAAGAGCUACAACUUGCUCAUACACGAGAGGACGCACACAGACGAGCGGCCGUUCCCCUGCGACGUGUGCGGCAAAGCCUUCCGUCGCCAGGACCACCUUAGAGACCACAAGUAUAUCCACAGCAAGGAGAAGCCCUUCAAGUGCAGUGAGUGCGGCAAAGGUUUCUGUCAGAGCCGCACGCUGGCGGUACACAAGAUCCUACACAUGGAGGAGUCCCCGCACAAGUGUCCCACCUGCGGGAGGAGCUUCAACCAGCGCAGCAACCUCAAGACUCACCUCCUCACCCACACCGAUCUGAAGCCAUAUAAGUGUGCCUCCUGCAGCGCCGUCUUCAGGAGGAACUGUGACCUGCGGAGGCAUAUGCUCACUCACUCCAUCGGGGGUCACUUGCCAUCCGAUAAAGACGCCGAGGAGAACAAGAACGUAAACCAUCAUGACAACGACGCCAGUGCCUCAGGGUCAUCUGCAGGAGCCACCCUCGCCUGCGACAGGACGGAGGGAGGCGGGGACUUGGAGGACGACGAAGUGGAGGAGGAAGCCGAGGAGGAGGACGAGGACGAGGAAAUAGAUCCCGGUCGACCUGACGAUGCCUACUCCUUCUACGAGUCAGAGAAGGUAGAGGACGAUGAGGAGGUGGAGGAGGAGCUGGAGGAGGAGGAGGAAGAGGUGGCUGGAGGUGUAAGAGGAGAGGAAGCGCCACCCACGCAUCACCAUGUUUCCAGCCUGCACGGCCAGGGGCUGGAGCUGCACCCCCGCGACUCCCAUGCUCACGUCACACACACCCACAACACACUCACCCACAAAACACAGACACAAGUCACUCACACACACACGUCCGACGCCCACACCACCCACGCCCAUUCCUCCCACGAGAUGCUCCCCCACAGCCAGGCGCCUCUUCCCCACACCUCCCACAGCGCCUCCGACAGGGACUCCCGAAUGUUAGGCCCACAUGGAGCCCCGCCCGCUAGACCCGCCUCCCAUCCGCACGCCCACACCCACGUCACUCCGCUGUACAGCCCCGCCCAUGGCUUUUAUCCCCUGGUGGGCGCCGGGGGUUCGGGUCCCGUGGGUCACCAUUACCGCCCACCGCACCAUGACUUGAAGCGGCCCAUAGAGCAGGUAGUGGGCGCCCCGGGGCCUUCCUUAGCCUCCGCACCGCUCAUUUCCAUGCAGGGACCCUUACCCAUGGGCGGAGGAGGCAUGGGCGCCGCUCCUCGCUUCCCGUACCCACCCCACCCUCCGGAACGCCCCAAGAAGAAGGGAUUUAUGAUCGAGGACAUCAUGAACGGAUAAAGCUGACAGCGACACACACACACACACACACACACACACACACACACACAUGUAACCCUUUUCCUCCCACGCUAGAGCCUCAUCAUCUAGCCUCAGAAACGCCCCGUCACGCCCACGCCCAUCCACCACCACCACCACCACCACCACCACCACCACCAAAGUGCUUUUAGACAUCUUGAGGGCCGUUCCUCUCUUCUGUCUCCGUCACAGUGAACUCAGCGCUAAGUGGACCUGAUUAGGCGAGGCGUGAACUGUCUACGAGUCCUGGUCCGCCUUGCUUAGCCUGCCCCCACGCCGCUUCGAACCACCUGCGUCGUCACCACGGAAAGAAGACAGCCGUGGUGACUCCAUUCCGUAAGGUGCCGCUGCGUUGGAGAAAAAUUGAAGUUGCUGAUUUUCCUUUACGUGUCAGAGAUAUGAGAUAAGGAAACGUUACUCAGUUCACUUACAGAAAUUAGAAUGUUGAUUGAUGUAAGUGUCCAGAAGAUUAGUGAAGGAUGCACGCCACAAAAUAUGCAUAAUUUGAUUUCUCUCUCCUAAAGAAAAAGAACAUAAAAGAAAACUGGCGAAGAAAACAAAAAAAUAAUUGUGAUAUUAAAAAAAAAGAAAGGUAAAGAAUAGAAGACUCAAUUUACAGCUCCCUAGUAAAGUCAUAAUUAAAACUCUUGGUCAGUCUAGUUCCAUAGGUGUCUUGAUAAUGUAAGUGUACGAGCGAAGGAUAUUUUACAGUGCUUAGUGUCGAUAAAGAGCGAACACAGCAGGGAAUGUUAGACCACGAUCUCAGUGAUGUAUCAGAGAACCGAUUAAACCUGCGUAUGUUAGAAGGAAAGGAGGGAGAGAUGAAUUAAGAAGGAAGAAUAAGAUAAGCUAAACGGAAAGGAGAGGAGAAAAGAGAGGAGAGAAAAUAUAGAACAAGGAAAAAGCUAAAUUCAA